CUCGGGGCGCUGAGGCGGCUUCGGGGAGUUGUCCAACAUGGAGGAGGCACCGGCUGCGGGCGUCACCUGUGAGCGGGACUAACACCCGCCUGGCGUUCCGGGCAGCGGUGCCGGGUCCCGAGCCCUGGGACUCCGCCGCCUGCACGCCCCACGGCGGACCCCGGCUCCGGUUGCUCCUCGGGCCGCGGGGUUCCCGACGGGGACGCAGCGCAAGGAGGGAGCGCGGCGGCCCCGAGUCCCCCUGAGCCAUGGGCAACGAGGCGAGCUUGGAAGGGGAAGGGCUCCCGGAAGGGCUGGCGGCGGCGGCGGCGGCGGCAGCAGCCGGAGGAGGGGCUGGCGGGGCGGGGAGCUCCUUGCACACCGUGAUCCCGGCCGGCAUGGAGGCGGAUCUGAGCCAGCUGAGCGAAGAGGAGAGGAGACAGAUCGCCGCUGUCAUGUCAAGGGCGCAGGGGCUGCCCAAGGGAAGCGUCCCCCCGGCCGCUGCGGAGCCGCCUUCCAUGCACAGGAAGCAAGAGUUGGAGAGUAGUCAUCCUCCAAAGCAACCCGGAAAACCGCCGGACCCUGGGCGUUCAGCUCAGCCUGGUCUCAGUAAAAGUAGAACUACAGACACUUUGAGGUCAGAGCAGAAGUCGCCUGGAAGGAGUCCUUCCACUAUUAGCUUGAAAGAAUCAAAGUCCAGAACUGAUUUGAAGGAAGAGCACAAGUCUAGUAUGAUGCCUGGCUUCCUCUCAGAGGUUAACCCUUUAAGUGCUGUCUCCUCUGUUGUAAAUAAAUUCAAUCCUUUUGAUUUGAUAUCAGACUCUGAUGCAUCCCAGGAAGAAACUGCCAAGAAACAAAAAAUAGCUCAGAAAGAACCAGGCAAACCUGAAGGAAUCACAAAGGCUCCAUCACAACAAUCACCUAAGCCAGGUCCAAAGCAGCAGGGACCUGUGAGGGUCCCACCACAGCAGGAUGGCUCUCCCAAAUCAGGAUCUUCUCAGCAACCGGAAAAGAUGAAAUCACAGCCCCCAGGGACAGGCAAGCCAGUUCAGGGGCUUACCCAGGCACCUCAGACAGACCAGGCACAGUUGCCACUUCAGAGAGAUGCAGCCAGGCCUCAGACUAAACAGUCCGACGCUGUAAGGGGAGAAUCAGUUAAACCCUCAGUGCAAAGCCCAACCAAACCAUCUAUUCAGCAAGCAAGUCCUGGAAAACCUCCAGCCCAGCAACCUGGACCUGAAAAAGUUGCCACACCACACCCUGGGCCUGCAAAGCCCUCAGCUCAGCAACCAGGGCCAACAAAGGCCUUAGCUCAACAGCCAGGGACAGCAAAGCCCCCAGUCCAGCCACCAGGGACAACAAAGCCUGCUGCUCAGCAGCCUGGGCCAAAGUCUUCAGCUCAGCCUCUUGGGCCUGCGAAGCCUCAAGCUCAACAGGCUGGGUCAGAGAAACUUCCAUCUCAGCAGCCAGGGCCAGCAAAGCCCCCAACCCAGCAGCCAGGGCCAGCAAAAUCCCAAGCUCACCAACCUGGGCCACAGUCCCCAGCUCAGCCACCUGGGCCUGCAAAAGCUCCUUCUCAGCAGGCUGGGCCAACAAAGUCUCCGGCUCAGCAGCCUGGGCCAGGAAAAACUCCACCUCAACCGCCUGGCCCAGCAAAACCCCCUCCUCAGCAGCCUGGCCCAGCAAAACCCCCUCCUCAGCAGCCUGGCCCAGCAAAACCCCCUCCUCAGCAGCCUGGCCCUACAAAGCCCCCAACUCAGCAGCCUGGCCCAGCCCAGCCCCCUCCUCAACAGCCUGGUUCUGCACAGCCCCCUCCUCAGCAGCCUGGCUCUGCAAAGCCUUCACCUCAGCAGCCUGGUUCAGCAAAACCCGCUCCUCAACAGCCUGGCCCAGCAAAGCCUUCAGCUCAGCAAUCUCCAAAACCAGUAAGCCAAACAGGAGCUGGGAAACCUCUGCAUCCAUCGACUUCUCCAUCUGCAGCACAGACUCCAGUACAAGGCCUCCCUAAAACCAUCUGUCCUCUUUGCAAUACCACUGAACUUCUGUUGCAUGUUCCAGAAAAGGCCAAUUUUAACACAUGCACUGAGUGUCAAACCACUGUAUGUAGCCUCUGUGGUUUUAAUCCCAAUCCUCAUUUAACCGAGAUAAAAGAGUGGCUCUGUUUAAACUGUCAGAUGAGGAGAGCUCUAGGAGGUGAUCUGGCUCCAGUCCCAUCAUCCCCUCAGCCCAAACCGAAGACUGCCCCCGUUACUCCUGCAUCCGCAGUGAGCAAACCAUCCCCGCAGCCACAGCCGACUUCUCCAAAGAAGGAUACUGUACCCAAACAGGAUAUCUCAAAGGCCCCCGAGUCUAAGAAGCCCCCACCACUAGUGAAACAACCAACCAUUCACGGAUCUCCCCCACUGGCAGCCAAGCAGCCUCCUGUGGCCGAGUCCUCAUCCAAGCCUGCCCCUCCCAAAGAGCCUUCGGUCCCGUCUGAGCAGGCCAAGGUCCCCAUGGCUGAGGAUAAACCAAAGCAACCCAAGACGGUGAAACCAGCCACAGACAUUGUGUCUUCGUCGUCGAUAGCAGCAAAACCUGAUAUUCCAAGCUCCAAAGUACAGUCAGAGGAUCAAGAGAGAAUAGCCCCUCCUCUGAAAACAGAUGCUGCCAAACCCUCACAGAGUUUUCCACCAACAGGAGAAAAAGUCACCCCCGUCGAUUCUAAAGUCAUACCCCGACCUGCAUCAGAUUCCAAAAUUAUUUCACAUCCUGGGCCUAGUUCAGAGAGCAAAGGUCAAAAGCAAGUUGAUCCAGUUCAAAAGAGGGAAGAACCCAAGAAAGCACAAACCAAAAUGACUCCUAAGCCAGAUGCCAAGGCAAUGCCAAAGGGGUCACCUCCGCCCCCAGGCCCACGACCUACCACUGGCCAAACUGCCCCCACAUCUCAGCAGCCCCCAAAGCCUCAGGAGCAGUCAAGACGCUUCAGUCUGAAUCUGGGAAGUAUUACUGAUGCCCCCAAAUCACAGCCCACGACGCCUCAAGAAACUGUGACUGGAAAACUCUUUGGGUUUGGAGCAUCGAUCUUCAGCCAGGCAUCAAAUUUAAUCUCCACAGCAGGCCAGCCUGGGUCUCAGUCUCAGAGUGGGCCUGGGGCCCCAACGAAACAAGGCCCUCCUCCGCCACAGCCACCUCCUCAGGGACCACCCAAAUCCACGGGUCAGGUGCCAGCAGCACCUGCAAAGGUUAUCCCUGUGAAAAAAGAAACAAAAGCUCCAGGGGCUGAAAAAUUAGAGCCCAAAGCUGAAGGAGUUCCAACCGUAAAAAGAACAGAAACAGAAAAGAAGCCUCUGCCUGUUAAGGAUAGCAAAGCUUCAGCAGCGGAGCCUCAGAAGGCUGUCAUUCCCCCCAAGUUGGAGAAAACCCCCAAACCAGAAUCGACCUGUCGUCUCUGCAAAACUGAACUCAACGUAGGUUCUCAGGAUCCUCCUAACUUCAGUACUUGCACUGAAUGCAAGAAUCAAGUGUGUAAUCUCUGUGGAUUUAACCCUACACCGCACUUGACUGAGAUUCAAGAAUGGCUUUGUUUAAAUUGCCAAACCCAGAGAGCAAUAUCAGGACAGCUUGGAGAUAUGGGCAAAAUGCCACCUACACCUUCAGGACCCAAAGCCUCUCCUAUACCUGUCCCUCCAGAGCAACCAUCUCAGAAAACAGCAAUGCCUACCCAAGUAAAAAUGAAGAAGAAGGAACAAGAAGUAAAAACAGAAGCUGAGCAAGUCAUUCCAGAAAAAGUGAAAGAAAUACCAUCAGUUGAAAAGAUUGUCCCAAAGGUGACCACAAAUCACAAACAGGAGAGUCAACUAGAGGAAGACAAAACUUCAGCCCCUCAAGAAAAAAAGCCACCCCCUGAAGACAAAAAGCCACUCCCAGAAGAAAAAAUGCCACCUCUUGAAGAAAAAAAACCAACUUCUGAAGACAAAAAGCCAGCCCCUGAAGACAAAAAGUUACCUGCAGCAACAAAACCAUCAGCUCUAGAGGCGGAACAGAAACAAGACUUACUUAAAACUCAAGUACCAACCACUGAAGAAGAGCCGGAAGGCAGAGUGGCUCCUCAGGUGGUACAGGAGAAACCGCCACAGACCAAGAUGGAGGCUGCACCCUCUGGCCUGCCUCCAAGUUUGCCCAAGGAAGAUGAUGAGGCGACUCAAAAGAUGAAAGGACAGCAACAAGUGGCACGCACAGCAAAGCCUGAACCUGGGAGAGAAAAAACAGAAAAGGAAGAUGACAAAUCAGACACCUCAAGUUCUCAACAACCAAAAAGCCCACAAGGUCUGAGUGACACAGGAUAUUCUUCUGAUGGGAUAUCAAGUUCACUUGGUGAAAUUCCAAGUCUUAUUCCAAGUGAUGAAAAAGAUUUGCUCAAGGGACUCAAAAAAGACUCUUUUUCACAAGAAAGCAGCCCUUCCAGCCCCUCAGAUUUGGCUAAGUUAGAAAGUACCGUUCUAUCCAUUUUGGAAGCUCAGGCAAAUACACUUGUUGAAGAAAAGGCAGAAAAGAAAACCCAACCUCAUGAGGUUUCUUCUGAACCACCUAAGGACGAACCGAAAACUCAGAGUUUAUCUGAAACCCUAGAAACUACAAUUGCAGAAGAGGAGCUCACAAAGAGUCAAGAAGAAAAGGACACUUUAAAAAAAGAUAGCCAACAAGAUGUUCCUUCCAGAAAGGACCAUGAAGAAAAGCCUGAGUUUGUUGAUGACACAGCUACCAGAAGACAGCCUUAUGAUUCAGUUGAAGACAGUAGUGAAAGUGAGAACUCACCUGUUCCACAAAGAAAACGGAGAACUAGUGUUGGUUCAUCAAGCAGUGAUGAGUAUAAACAAGAAGAUAGUCAAGGAUCAGGUGAAGAGGAGGACUUUAUUCGAAAACAAAUUAUAGAAAUGAGUGCUGAUGAAGAUGCUUCAGGUUCUGAAGAUGAUGAGUUCAUUAGGAGCCAGCUCAAAGAGAUUAGUAGUAGUAUUGAGAGCCAGAAGAAGGAAGAAACAAAAGGGAAAGGGAAAGCGACAGCAGGGAAACACAGGCGACUAACUCGGAAAAGCAGUGCAAGUUUUGAUGAUGAUGCAGGGAGACGCCAUUCGUGGCAUGACGAAGAUGAUGAGACAUUUGAUGAAAGCCCUGAGCUUAAGUACAGAGAGACUAAAAGUCAGGAGAGUGAAGAACUUAUAAUUGCUGGAGGAGGGGGGCUACGUCGAUUCAAAACAAUUGAACUCAACAGCACGAUAGCAGAUAAAUAUUCUGCAGAGUCCUCACAGAAAAAAACAGCUCUGUAUUUUGAUGAGGAGCCAGAAUUAGAAAUGGAAAGCCUGACAGACUCUCCAGAAGAUAGGUCAAGGGGGGAAGGAUCUUCUAGUCUUCAUGCUUCCAGCUUCACUCCAGGCACAUCCCCUACAUCAGUGUCAUCACUUGAUGAGGACAGUGACAGUAGCCCGAGUCACAAAAAAGGAGAGAGCAAGCAGCAACGUAAAGCUCGGCACAGGUCACAUGGUCCUCUUUUACCUACUAUUGAAGAUUCUUCAGAGGAAGAAGAAUUGAGAGAAGAAGAAGAAUUAUUAAAGGAGCAAGAAAAGCAGCGGGAAUUGGAGCAGCAACAAAGAAAGACUUCUAGUAAGAAAUCAAAGAAAGACAAAGAUGAACUUCGAGCUCAGAGAAGGAGGGAAAGACCAAAGACACCACCGAGUAAUCUCUCUCCCAUUGAAGAUGCAUCUCCAACAGAAGAAUUACGUCAGGCUGCAGAAAUGGAGGAGCUCCAUCGAUCUUCUUGUUCUGAAUACUCACCUAGCAUAGAGUCAGACCCAGAAGGUUUUGAAAUAAGCCCAGAAAAAAUAAUAGAAGUGCAAAAAGUUUAUAAAUUGCCCACAGCUGUGUCUUUGUACUCACCAACAGAUGAGCAGUCUAUUGUGCAGAAAGAAGGUGGCCAAAAGGCAUUAAAAAGUGCCGAGGAGAUGUAUGAAGAAAUGAUGCAUAAAACCCUCAAAUAUAAAGCUUUUCCAGCUGCAACUGAACGAGAUGAAAUGUUUGAAAAAGAGCCUUUGUAUGGUGGGAUGUUAAUAGAGGAUUAUAUUUAUGAAUCUCUAGUAGAGGACACAUACAAUGGUUCGGUAGAUGGCAGUCUGCUAACAAGGCAAGAAGAUGAAAAUGGUUUUAUGCAGCAGAGAGGGAAAGAGCAAAAAAUAAGAAUUCCAGAACAGAUUUAUGAAGAUCCUAUGCAAAAAAUAACAGACCUCCAGAAAGAGUUUUAUGAGUUAGAAAGCUUACAUUCUGUUGUGCCUCAAGAAGACAUCGUUUCAAGCUCUUAUAUCAUCCCAGAAAGCCAUGAGAUAGUGGAUCUGGGUAGUAUGGUAACUUCUACCAGUGAAGAAAAAAAAUUAUUAGAUGCCGAUGCUGCCUAUGAAGAACUCAUGAAGAAGCAGCAGAUGCAGUUAACACCUGGAGCCAGUCCAACCCAGCCCCACAUCGGGCUUGAUAUGACAGAGUCUACUGUGGAAUUUGACAGGGUGCCUGAUGCAUCUCUGACAUCAAGUGUUCUCUCAGGAGCAUCUCUUACAGAUUCGACCAGCAGUACAACGCUCUCUAUCCCCGAUGUCAAAAUAACCCAACAUUUUUCAACAGAAGAAAUUGAGGAUGAAUAUGUAACUGAUUAUACGAGGGAAAUUCAAGAAAUAAUUGCCCACGAGUCACUGAUUUUGACCUACUCUGAGCCUUCAGAAAGUGCUACAUCUGUCCCACCCUCUGACACACCCUCUCUCACGUCAUCUGUUUCUUCAGUUUGUACCACAGAUAGCUCCUCACCCGUUACUACCUUGGAGGGCAUAACCACAGUUUAUACGGAGCCAGUGGACAUAGUAACUAAGUUUGAAGAUUCUGAGGAGAUUUCUUCAUCAACGUAUUUUCCAGGCAGUGUUAUAGACUAUCCAGAAGAAAUAAGUAUCUCUUUCGAUCGGACUGCCGUACCAGAUGGAAGAACCAGUGCUGAACAUAUUGUGAUUUCUUUAUCUGAUAUGGAACCUCCUAGCAUAGAAUCUGUAGGAGCUAAACCUGAGGGACUCAUUGCCGGCACUAUUUCCACUGACUCAUCUCCAUCUGAAAAAGACCCAAUGAAGAAAGCCAAGAGGGACACAGGGAAUGGAAUUAUUCUUGAGGUUUUGGAAGCUUACAGAGAUAAAAGGGAAAAGUCUGAGGUUGAACUAACAAAAAUGGGCUUAUCUGAAACUGUGUUUGAUCACCUUCCUUCUUCUGCUAUUGCCAUGGAGGAGCAGGUUCUAGCAACAUGCUUUCUGUCUGGACAGGUCUUUGAUCAAGCAAAACCUGCAUCACAGUUACCAUCUGGCCGUCCUUCUGUUACCCCUCUACCAACUAAAACUCGUCCAUUCUUCAGAAGUUCUUCUUUGGAUGCAUCAGUAUUAAUGCAUCACCAGGCCAAAGUGAAACCAGACAAUCCUUGGUGUUUCUCGGAAAAUACAAAAGGUUCUCAAACCAUGACACCCUCUGGCACCCAGAAAAAAGUUAAGAGAACUCUGCCAAACCCACCCCCUGAGGAGACCUCCACAGGCACUCAGUCAACAUAUAGCACAGUGGGCACAGUUUCCAGGAGGAGGAUCUGCAGAACCAACACAAUGGCACGAGCCAAGAUUCUCCAGGAUAUAGACAGAGAGCUUGAUCUUGUAGAGAGGGAAUCUGCAAAGCUGAGAAAGAAACAAGCAGAACUUGAUGAGGAAGAAAAGGAGAUUGAUGCCAAGUUACGGUACCUGGAAAUGGGAAUUAACAGGAGGAAGGAGGCAUUAUUAAAGGAGAGAGAAAAGAGAGAGCGAGCCUACCUCCAGGGAGUAGCUGAGGAUCGGGAUUACAUGUCUGACAGUGAAGUGAGCAGCACCCGACCAACCCGAAUAGAAAGUCAGCAUGGCAUAGAGCGACCAAGAACGGCUCCCCAAACUGAAUUCAGCCAGUUUAUACCACCGCAAACCCAAACAGAAUCUCAACUAGUUCCUCCUACAAGUCCUUAUACACAAUACCAAUAUUCUUCCCCAGCUCUUCCUACCCAAGCACCUACCCCAUACACCCAACAGUCCCAUUUUCAGCAACAGACUUUGUACCAUCAGCAAGUUUCACCUUAUCAGACUCAACCAACAUUUCAGGCUGUUGCAACAAUGUCCUUCACACCUCAAGCUCAACCUACACCAACCCCACAACCUUCUUACCAGUUACCAUCACAGAUGAUGGUGAUACAACAAAAGCCACGGCAAACUACAUUAUAUUUGGAGCCCAAGAUAACUUCAAACUAUGAGGUGAUUCGCAACCAACCCCUGAUGAUAGCACCUGUUUCUACUGAUAAUACAUAUGCUGUUUCUCAUCUUGGGAGUAAGUACAAUAGCUUAGACUUGAGAAUAGGAUUGGAGGAAAGAAGUAGCAUGGCAAGCAGUCCAAUAUCAAGCAUAUCUGCAGAUUCUUUCUAUGCGGAUAUUGACCAUCAUACUCCACGAAAUUAUGUCCUAAUUGAUGACAUUGGAGAGAUUACCAAAGGAACAGCAGCACUAAGCACUGCAUUUAGCCUUCAUGAAAAGGAUCUGUCAAAAACAGAUCAUCUCCUUCGAUCCACUGAAACACGUAGGUCUCAAGAAGUGACGGAUUUCCUAGCACCUUUACAGACUUCCUCCCGAUUGCAUAGUUAUGUGAAAGCAGAGGAAGAUCCCAUGGAAGAUCCCUACGAGUUAAAGCUUCUGAAACAUCAGAUUAAACAAGAAUUCCGUAGAGGGGCAGAGAGCUUAGAUCACCUUGCUGGGCUUUCCCAUUAUUACCAUGCUGAUGUGGGCUAUAGACAUUUUCCAAAAUCAGAAAAGUACAGCAUUAGUAGACUCACACUUGAAAAACAAGCAGCAAAACAACUACCAGCAGCCAUACUUUAUCAAAAGCAAUCAAAACAUAAGAAGUCACUAAUUGAUCCUAAAAUGUCAAAAUUUUCACCCAUUCAAGAAAGUAGAGAUCUCGAACCUGAUUAUUCAAGCUAUAUGACUUCUAGCACUUCAUCUCUUGGUGGCAUUUCCUCCAGAGCAAGGCUUCUUCAAGAUGACAUCACUUUUGGCCUCAGAAAAAAUAUUACAGACCAACAGAAAUUUAUGGGGUCAUCUCUUAGCACAGGGCUGGGCACAUUAGGAAAUACCCUAAGGUCGGCUUUGCAGGAUGAAGCAGAUAAGCCAUAUAGUAGUGGCAGCAGGUCCAGACCUUCUUCCAGACCUUCUUCUGUCUAUGGCCUUGACUUAUCAAUUAAAAGAGAUUCUUCCAGCUCUUCCCUAAGACUGAAAGCUCAAGAGGCUGAAGCUCUAGAUGUUUCCUUUAGUCAUGCAUCACCUUCUGGCAGAACUAAGCCGACCAGCUUACCAAUUAGCCAGAGUAGAGGAAGAAUACCAAUUGUGGCCCAAAAUUCUGAAGAAGAAAGUCCACUCAGUCCCGUUGGCCAGCCAAUGGGAAUGGCCAGGGCUGCAGCUGGACCCCUCCCACCAAUAUCUGCAGACACCAGGGAUCAGUUUGGAUCAAGUCACUCAUUGCCUGAAGUUCAGCAACACAUGAGAGAAGAAUCACGAACUCGAGGCUAUGACCGUGACAUAGCGUUCAUCAUGGAUGACUUCCAACAUGCCAUGUCAGACAGUGAAGGUAAAUUGGGCCUCACACUACCUUGUUACUCUCAAAACUCAAACUCUUGUUUUUCUGCAUGUUUAAUUUUCCUUCUCCAAGGAUGUAUUCUACUUUUCUUAGUGCGUCUUUUGCAUGUUUACUUCAGUUUUAUUUCUUGUAAAUGGAAAUUUGAUCUUGUGUAUAGAUUUCCUAGCAUGCUUUUCUUUAUUUCUCUUUACUCACUUGAGAUUAUACAGAUGAAUGGGAAGACUAUGCACUACAUCUUUCCUCAUGCAAGGAUAAAAAUAACAAGAGACUCGAAGGAUCACACAGUUUCAGGUAAUGGAUUAGGAAUUAGAAUUGUGGGUGGUAAAGAAAUCCCUGGACAUAAUGGAGAAAUUGGAGCCUAUAUUGCCAAAAUUCUUCCUGGAGGAAGUGCAGAACAGACAGGGAAACUUAUAGAAGGGAUGCAAGUAUUGGAAUGGAAUGGAAUUCCUUUAACUUCUAAAACGUAUGAAGAAGUGCAGAGUAUCAUUAGUCAGCAAAGUGGGGAAGCAGAAAUAUGUGUAAGACUGGACCUCAAUAUGCUCUCAGACUCUGAAAAUCCCCAGCACCUGGAACUUCACGAGCCACCAAAAGCCGUGGAUAAAGCGAAAUCCCCAGGGGUUGACCCUAAACAGUUGGCAGCAGAGCUCCAGAAGGUUUCGUUGCAACAGUCUCCACUGAUUGUGUCGUCCGUUGUGGAGAAAGGAUCUCACGUUCAUUCAGGUCCUACAUCAGCGGGAUCCAGUUCCGUUCCCAGCCCCGGGCAACCAGGGUCCCCCUCCGUGAGCAAAAAGAAACACAGCAGCAGCAAGCCUACUGAUGCAACAAAGGUUGUCUCUCAUCCGAUUACGGGGGAAAUUCAGCUUCAAAUCAACUAUGAUCUUGGAAAUCUCAUAAUCCAUAUUCUCCAAGCAAGAAACCUUGUCCCUCGAGACAACAAUGGUUACUCAGACCCCUUUGUGAAAGUGUACCUUCUUCCUGGGAGAGGUCAAGUCAUGGUUGUCCAGAAUGCAAGUGCUGAGUACAAGAGGAGGACUAAAUAUGUUCAAAAAAGUCUUAAUCCUGAGUGGAAUCAAACAGUAAUUUAUAAAAGUAUCUCCAUGGAACAGCUCAAGAAGAAAACACUGGAGGUGACAGUCUGGGAUUAUGAUAGAUUUUCUUCCAAUGACUUUCUUGGUGAGGUAUUGAUUGAUUUAUCUAGCACAUCUCAUCUCGAUAACACUCCAAGAUGGUAUUCUCUCAAAGAACAGACUGAAAGUAUUGAUCAUGGCAAGGCUCAUUCCAGCCAGGGCAGCCAACAGUCUCCAAAACCAUCUGUCAUCAAAAGCAGAAGCCAUGGUAUCUUCCCUGACCCAUCCAAGGACAUGCAGGUUCCCACCAUUGAGAAAUCCCACAGUAGUCCCGGUAGCUCGAAAUCCUCCUCCGAAGGCCACCUGCGCUCUCACGGACCGUCGCGCAGUCAGAGCAAAACCAGCGUCACCCAGAGCCACCUGGAAGAUGCAGGGGCUGCCAUAGCUGCUGCCGAAGCGACAGUGCAGCAGCUCCGCCUGCAACCAACAGCACAUAAAAGCGGUCAGUCUAAUCAUGCCAGGAAGCAGCACAGACACAGCAUAGCGGGCGUCCUCCCCAUUCAGAGAACUCAGUCUGAUAAUCUGCCUCCACCAGCCAAUGGCAACCAAGACCAAAGCCAGCUAGCCCUCAGGAAGGUGGUGUCUGAUGGACCAGUCAAGCCAGAAGGAGCGAAGCCUGCCAAUCACCGGCCUGCAGAAAGUUCCGUGUCCACCGGCUCCUCCGGCAGCGGGUAUAGCGUGGACAGUGAAGGAAGCAGCAACACUGCAGGGGAGACCAAUCUAUUUCCUAUUCCACGGAUAGGGAAGAUGGGGCAGAAUGGGCAAGAACCUGUAAAACAGCCAGGAGUAGGAGUGGGACUAGCAGACCCGGAAGUCAAAACUCAGGUAAUGGGCGAAAUCAAGAUUGCACUGAAGAAGGAAAUGAAGACAGAUGGUGAACAACUAAUAGUUGAGAUUCUCCAGUGCAGAAAUAUCACCUACAAAUUUAAAUCUCCCGAUCACUUACCAGAUUUAUAUGUAAAAAUAUAUGUGAUGAACAUCUCUACCCAGAAAAAGGUGAUCAAGAAAAAAACAAGAGUAUGCCGACAUGAUAGAGAGCCCUCAUUCAAUGAAACUUUUAGAUUCAGCCUCAGUCCUGCUGGACAUUCUCUUCAGAUUUUACUUUUCUCUAAUGGAGGGAAGUUUAUGAAAAAGACCUUGAUUGGCGAAGCCUGUAUCUGGCUUGACAAAGUGGAUCUCAGAAAAAGAAUAGUCAACUGGCACAAACUUUUGGUCAGUCCUACACAAACCCACUGAAGAAAUGUGUCUGCUCAGGGUAUAGAAACUGCUCUAAAUAAUUUCAAAUCAAGACUAGAGUUGGAUACUAUUCUACAAUGUUUUUAAAGGGGUAAACGUGAGAGGAGGAACAACAGGCAAACACAUACUUAAAGCUUCGUGAAUGUUUUGUUGUGGAACACAGAAAAAAACUCAAAUGAAGAAGUUCAUAUAUUGGAGACCAAAAAAAAAAAAAAAAAAGAGCUUUGAGUCCUUGGAUUGCUUCAAGAAAAACAGCGAGAGCUAUUUUGAUUACUUAAUGCACAAACCUUUGAGCAGAGUUGAACUAUAGCUAAAGGCAGCUGCUCAAAUAUUAAUAUGGUUCCUCAUGCAAGACAAAGUUGAUCAUUUAUGCAAGACAGCCUUGCCUGAAAGGAAAGAAGUGAUGUAACAAGUCUCAGUUUUCAGGAGUCUAAAGAUCUUUCUUCUUCAUCUUCUUCUCUCAGACGACUUACUGUUUUUAGAUUGUGACAUAGGAUACAACUACAGUAUGCGUUCAAGACUAGAACUGAGGUGGUUGUGUUCAGAGGGAAAGGGUACUGGAGAUGGAGAAAUUAUGGCUUUUAGGUUUUCUCUCUGUCUAGAUGUUAUAAGCGUGAGCAUCGCCAACUUUGGAAUUCAUGUCCUACAAGCACAUUUGUAUAAUAUGAAAUGAUGUAGAGCGAAGAUAAUACUAAAUGGAAAUGGAAUUACAUUUAUCUAGAAAUAAAGCCAUGAUUGGCUUGCACUGAAUGUUGCCCCAAAAAAUAUUGGACCCUUGGUUGAAAACAUCAAAAUUUCCUUAAGUGACCAUUAAGCCAAUACAUUUUCAAUGUACAUACCAAAGAACAUAGAUUAAAAUGGUAUGUUCCAGGAAGCCUGAUAAGUUGUUCUUUGUGGAAUUGCAAAUAAAUGUUAUUCCACAUAUUUCAUUUCUCUUGAGUGGGGUAUUGAAAGAAAGAAAAUUCUUUCUCUGGCAAACAAAUUAUAUUAAUCCCUGACAUGGAUUAAUUCACUUGGUGUCAUUUCCUGCUCUUCCAUAAUGCUUUUUUUGUCCUUAGCGCAUUAACUGAUUGUAUAAUGAAAACCCUGACACCAGACUCAAGUUCUUCCUAGUGCUCCAUUUUUCUCUGUUAGUGACAAUAUUGCAGUGAUCAAGGUCAUCAAUAUUGAGAAAAUAGGUGAAAAGUCAACAUUAUAUUGAGAUUAUAUUAACCUGAGCUAUUUUAUUAAUACGGAAUAAAAGGACCAAUGUCCAAGUCAUUGAAAUGAAGCAUCCUCUUCUCCAUCGACCAACACUAUAGACAAAGGCAGUAGAAUGGAGUUGUAGGAAAUGCACUCAGCUGGGAUAAAAAGCUUGGCUUCUGUCUUGGUCCUGCCACUGACUAACUGUGUCACCUUGCACAUGUCACUUAAAGUCACUUUCCCUCAGUUUCUUAUUUGUAGGAUAAAAAUAAUUACAUAUUCCUACCCUUCCUAAUGGGAUGUUGGGAUGAUCAAGCCAAGUGAACUGUGAGGAAAAAAAGAAAGCACAUUUUCAGAUAUAGUUUUAUACAUAAAGUGAGGAAUAAUUACUAUGCAGCUCUUUAUUUCUCAAAUUUUAUAUGCAAGAACAUCCUCCAUACCGACGGUAGACAUUGACUUGGAUAAGAGUAGUGUAUUCACUCCAAAACUAAUGGUUUUUCUUUAAAAUACAAACUUGCAUUGAACCUGAGAAAAGGUGAAGAAUUAAAUCGAAAUGAUUUUCAAAUUGGGUUAUUAUAAAUGAAAUGAAUCAUACCAAUCUUACACUAUUCGCAUAUCCUCUGCCAAAAUAAAUUGCGCCCCAGAGCAUUCUGAGUUUAAAAGCUGCUUCUUCAUUCAAAGAUGAGGUUUUAGUGGGUUUUGAGAAAUCACCUCCAAAUAUGUUGGUUGGAUAUGGAAUUUUCUCACUUUUAAAGAAAAACAUAAUUUAAAUUUGAGAGGAAUUGAUUAAAUGUAAAACAUUAAAAAUAAAACAAUCUCUAAUAAAUUCCAGGCUAUAUAUCUUUAUUACAUUCAUAAAGAAAUACACAUGCACUCUUCCCCAAUCCAAGGAGAAAGCAGUUCCUUUCCUUCCCUCUAUUUUUUUACCUGUCCUCCCUGAUAAUGCAGUGUCCUUCACCACUGAUACUGCUCUACAACAAGCAUGAGGGAAGGGAUUGCUGGAGACUUGAUCCUGCUAGGAUUUUAUUUUUAGAGACAUCUAGAUCUGCUGAUGGUUGCUAUGGAUAUUUCCAGCAGAAGUGAGCACUUUAGGGAGCUUGUAAUCAUCACUCAUCGUUGGGAAAGGAAAGGCUUCGGAAGAUCUCUUUCUGAACAAAAAAGGUUCUGCUAUUUGCCCUUCAAAGGAAACUCUAGCUCACCUUAGGCCCUCUUCUGCAACCACGUACAUCCAGGGGUAUGGAUGAGAGGUUGUAUGACCAGUAAGUUUGACUUUAUUCCAGUUGCGAUUUCUUUUAGAAUAACACAAAUGAGGUGCCACCAAAACAAAGAUCAUCCCUUGGUAGCUAUUUGACCUGAAAGGGUAGGAGUCUCUCCAUUCUAGGUGCCCCUUUGUUCCGAGGAACCAGUGAUGAUGGGGCCAGGUCAAUCAAGAGAGCUAACGAUAGGGCUUCUUUUUUGUGCACCAGCAUCCCCCUUCAGAGAGCAUAAGAUCCUGCCACAGUGUGCCAAGUUUGCAGCUGACCAAAAUCCUAAGUUGUACGGGAAAUAUUCUAUGCAACACUAAUCCUCGAACAAACGCAUUUCUUCUGAAUGAUGUCGAUUACCCUUCUUACAACAAAGUUGUUUCUUUUUUAAUUGCAAAUAGGGCUCUUGGUGUUUUUUACUUUUUUGUAUAUAUCACGGCACAUAAUUUUCCACUUUUUCCUUUCUUUUAUUUUUUGGAAGCAGUUUUUUUCUUAAUCUUACUGAUGACAAAGUUUGUAAUCUCUAAACAAUAUGCAAUCAGUCCAAUUCCAACACCUAUAUCUCGAAAAGCAUCUUAAUUUUCCCCACAACUUCAUUGAGUCAUCAGAAACUGGAGUUGCUUCUUGGUUCAAAAUUUGGUCCUAAAGAAACUUCUAGCUGUAGAAGCAAAAGCACAGAGUGAAUUUUUACGGAAGAUGGGGAUUUGUAGAAUGGUCAUUACAGACAUAGGUAACAGUAUAAGCAAGAAGUUGGUGUUUCCCCCCGUUUUUACUUAAGAUUAAGAAGAUUUUUGGUGACUUGGAACUCUUUCUUUACCAUUUCUGUUGAAAAGAACAGUAUGCAAGACUAAGGAGCAGUGAUUGUCUUUGUUCCUUAAUGUGCCCAUAUUGUAAGUAAUCAUACAAAUAAAUGCAUAUUUUCAGCGUAUCAGUGAAAUUAGUUCUGUGGAUCACACACAUUAAAAUAGUCAUAUUGUGGGAAUAUUAUAGCUGGUAACCAGCUGAUAUUGAUUCUUACUAUAGGAAUGGUCGUAACAAUAGUGGUGUUGGUGGUAGUUUAACACUAGAUUGGUGGUCAUGUGAAGCAAAAUAAAAUUCUAUACUACAUUGUGCCCAAUUUAUUAGAAAUUAUUUGAUUGAUGUUUCAUUUCAUUAAGAUAUCAUAAAGAUGUU
Molecule: messenger RNA, 15631 nt
Organism: Leptonychotes weddellii (Weddell seal)
Lineage: Eukaryota; Metazoa; Chordata; Mammalia; Carnivora; Phocidae
Source: RefSeq, a predicted model, not a curated record